AUGGAGAUGGUCUCCCUGCGCCCGCAGGACAUCAACGAGCUCAUCAACGACCGCUCGGCCUCGCCGCCCAUCUCCAUCGCCUCGACGCCUCCCCGGCGGGCGCCGCGCAGGCUCAAGACGGAGCGCGACAGGCUGUUUGACGCCAUCGAGGCCGGCGACGACUACCCGCUCGAGGCGGUGCCCAUCAGGAGCGCGGACGACUUGAACGAGGCGCAGCUGAAGAAGUGCUAUGAGAUUCUGCACGCGUGCGGCAGCGCGACGGAUCCGAACGCCAGCUUGACCAAGACGAGGCAGAGCAUUGACGGGUUCUUGGACGCCGUGUUUAACGACUGGUCGAGUCGCAAGGCUGGGUCAUUGCUGCGCUCGGAGCUGGAUUUCUUGGUGGAGGCGGAUGUUGUCGCAGGACGAGUGUGCGGAAAACCUCAAGAACACGCAGACAUCGCCGACUGCGACGCCGGCUCUCUCUGCGCAGCGACAGUCUCUGCCGUGGCCACCUACUGCAGCAACCCACCCAUGUUCAAGCUCGAGUUCUCCAUCGUCGACGAACUCUCCGGCCAGCCCGAGGCCUUCUGCCCCAUCUCGCGCCGAGACGUCCGCUGGGCGGCCGGCGACUGGAUCGGGGAGCUGCGCAAGGGCCUGCAAGCCAAGGUCGUGGCCAAGAUCCACAAGCACAACAAGCACCUGGCGAUCUGGCAGGCGCGCAAGCUCAUUGGCGAGUGGGCCAAGGGGAGCUUGUCGAUGGGGGAGGAGACGAAGAAGAUGGGCUUCCUGGAGCGCUCGGAGGCGGACGUGGCGGUUCUUGGGCUUGGGGGGAUGAUGGGGGGCAAGUAG
Trichoderma citrinoviride is the source of this 831-nucleotide messenger RNA. RefSeq lists its product as hypothetical. NCBI's taxonomy places the organism in Eukaryota, Fungi, Ascomycota, Sordariomycetes, Hypocreales, Hypocreaceae. The transcript has 3 exons. The coding region runs from base 1 to 831 and encodes 276 amino acids. The record is from RefSeq and is a predicted model, not a curated record.